Molecule: messenger RNA, 1414 nt
Organism: Blastomyces dermatitidis ER-3
Lineage: Eukaryota; Fungi; Ascomycota; Eurotiomycetes; Onygenales; Ajellomycetaceae
Exons: 2
Coding region: 513-923 (136 amino acids)
Source: RefSeq, a predicted model, not a curated record
UUUAGAUAGCUAUGAAUAUUGCUAAAUUGGUUAUGUUGCUUAGCCGGGCCGUUGUGUGCAUGCUCAGCUGUUUAUCGAAUAUAUAUGCUUUCCAGUUUGCAAUCUUCACUCUUACCUGGCAAUAACAUUGACACAAUCAUCAACUACGGCAAUCCUUGUACACCAUUGCUGUUGAUGGUCUAUAGUUACAAAUUGCGUCGUUGUCUGGGUUUGUCUGGAAACGAUGUAUCAAGUCGCGGCUAACAUUCAUCGCGGCUGUUAAGCGCGGGCCGCUUUCAUUAAUUUUAAGCUUUUGGUUGUCGAUUGGCAGCCUCAAGCUCCUAUUUAUCGAUGAAAGUUGUUGUUCCGCCUCCUGCUAAAAUACCCCAGAUCAGAGAGUCCUAAAUUUAAAUACCCUUACCCCUCCGACGAUAUUUUAAGCAGAGAAAUUUUUCCCGCAAAAUACCUGCUUUUGACGACGCAGAACAUAACUUGAAGCCUACCCAUAUUUCCUGAAGUGUUGACUGGCCACAAUGACGCAAGAAGGGAGUAACCCACCCCCAAAAAAUCAAUCGCUCAUGCAAUAUGCACGCGCAUGGGGAGAAAACUCUUUCCCACCCACUCUCCUCGCGACGCUCAUCGCGGCCCAACAUAUGCGUCCCUUCCAGCCUCUACCAAUGAUCUUCCCACCAGCUCUCCUAUUCACCACAUACCUCAAUCUACUUGACUACAAGGUCGAUGCGGCGGGCGUGAGUGCCGCAUGGUCGGGUUUAUAUUUGCUCCUGGCCGCGAAGAGGAAGCAACCAUUCAUGAAAAAGUGGAACGCUAGAGGGAUUGUGAGGGGUGCUGCUAUGGGGUUGGGGUUUACCAAUAUGGUUAGUGGUGGGUUGGUUUAUAUGCUUGGGAAGAGGAGGGAUGAAGAUGGAGAGGGGUUAAGUGUUUGAGCAACCAGAAGUCAGAAGCAUUUGUGGAGGCAUUUUGGACCCCCUUUUUUUAAGUAUGGAUUAACUUCAUAGCUAUGGCAUUGAUGGUGUUAUGGGCAUGUUUUCGGGCUGGGUUCUGGUUUUCUGCAACGUGUGGUUCAUGUAUAUAUUGGAUGGCUUUAAGCUGGUAUUCACAUCGGUUGUAGAAUCCACGAGCUUUUAAUACCUUGGCCGACCAGUGUGUCAUUGUGCAGGCUCGACCAGUGUUUGUUAUCGGGAUUGCAUGAGCAGUCUUACGGGUCAUUGAACCAUUAUCGUAACGUCAAUGUCUAGAUAUCACCGUUAUUCCUCCUUCAUCCAGAAGAGGGAUGCAACCGCCCGUUACUCUUAAUGCCCUGCGGAAAAGAGCCGGCCUAAAGGAAGUACGUAGACGAGUAGACGAGAGGAUGCGUAGAUAGAGUAAAUCGCGUCAUUCAAAACCAUCACAUUCAUGAACUAACAUACAAGCGCUG